Vitrella brassicaformis is the source of this 5464-nucleotide messenger RNA. The record is from the annotation of a GenBank genome assembly. Lineage: Eukaryota; Vitrellaceae.
UCAGUCGACCUCCUCCACAACGGGCACGGCAGCAGCACCGGCAGAAGCCCUCUGCUGACGCUGGCCAGGCCUCUCGGGCGACGGCGAACUCCCACUCGCAGACCCACCUGCCGUCAAGUUGAUGAUGUCCCCAUCGCUACUCUCCUCACCACCACCACCACCAUGCAGCCCCCCAUGUCCACCACCACUGGGCUGCUCCCCGCCCUCCUCCUCAUCGCCCGAUGGCAGCUCCUCUAUCCUGGGGUGCGGCACGCCCCCCUUGCUGUCAAUGUAGUUGUUGACCAGCAGGCUAUCAAAAAUGGGGUGCGACAUACGGGGGGGAGACGACGGCGCAUUGACAUCGGCAUGUGCUGCUGCUGCUGCUGCAGAAGCUUCUGCAGCAGCGGACGAGUUGGACGGAUUGGCCGGGGCGGCGAAUGAGCUGUCGCCGUUGACUCUGGGGUGUGGGUGCGAAGGUGCUUGUGCCGCGCUGGAUGACGCUGAGGGAUCCGGGACGCCAUUGGCCACCCCGCCAAGCAACGUGCCGUUGGUCCCCUCCCCCUGCUGACCCCCUGGCUGCGAUCGACGGUACACUCUGCGAUGCCCACCACCGCCUCCACCGCCACUAAACCCGCCCCACAUGCCAGCAGGGUCCCGCAGGUCGACCCCAAUCUCGAAUGAGCCCGAGUGCUUGACCUGCCGCAGCCCGGCCCCAAAUGACGACCCGGCGAGAAUGUCCGGACCCUCAGCAGCAGAGGAUGAGGGGGGCGAGGGGGCGUGAGCGUGUGUGUGGAUGCGCUUGGAGCGCCGGUCUGCCUCGUCGUCGGCGUACUCGGCCUUGCGUGAGUCGGCGCGCUCCAUGGUGGGCGGCAAGGGCGAGGGCUGGAGGGAAGAGGGCGACUGGAAGGCGCCUGAGCCCUCGGUGGCUGUGUGUUCGUGCUCAUCUGACUGGUCUGAGUCGUCCUCCCACUCCUCCUCCUCCUCCUCAUCGCCUCGGCCCUCCUCUCCGUCGGCAUCGUCACUCUCGUCCUGCUCGUCAUCCUGACAGCCAUCCAAUCCAACACACCACAUCACAUCACACACAGCACACGUGACGCUCGUCCACUGUGCGUGUUGUCAUAUGAACGACAUCAGACCUCAUCUCAUCUCACCGCAUCGCCGUCCUCCUCCUCGCCCUCCCCCUCGUCCCCCCCGCCAUACGCAGCCACGGCUGCACCGUACUGUCGCCCGCCAGCAUAGCUGCCGAUGACCCAGUCUACGCCGUCACCGUCGUCAAAAAGACCACCGCCAUCACCAACACCAACUCCACCCCUGGGCUGCCCCGGUAUGCGGGCCGGCGGCUGCUCGCGGUCGGCGCGCUGCGUGGCGGCCACUGCUACUGGUCGACGGCCACGCGUGAAGGGCGCCGCGUCGUCGGCCGAUAGGGUGUCCUCGUGAGCCUCGUGCAUCGGCGGGGAGGGCUCCACGUCGCGACCGCCUCGAUAGGACAUGCCGAGCCCAUGAGACGGCCCCGGCUGGCCCUGAUGGAUGGAUCGACGCGACGCACACAAGACAUGCAUGAAUGAAUGAAUGCAGACAGCGAGAGGGAUGGAUGUAUCGGUGCCUGACUGACUUACCGCCAGCCGCUGGAAGUCGCCAGGGUAGAUGGUAGCGAAGGGUGAUGCGGGGUGCAGUCCCAUGGCCUCGGUCAUGUCGGCAAACGUGGUGCCGAGGCCACCGCCGAACGCAGCCAUGCCGCCAAAAUGCGAUGACGAGGCACCCAGGGGGCCUUGCGAGUCCACACUCUCCGCUGGAAGCAGGCCAUCGGGAUGCCAGGUACUGCACACACCCCACCAAGACAGACACGCACAUGCGUCUCUGUCUGUCAGCUCUCCUUGGGUAUGUAUGUAUGUUUUGUGUCUCCUCACGGGCUCGGUUCUGCCGGGUGAGGGACGGGGUAGGCGGCCUUGGCAGCGGCGUCAUCGCCCGUCAGCCAGGGGUGUGUGAGGAGCCUCCUGGCGUCCCAUCUGUCGUCGGGGUCGAGGCUGAGCAUCGGCAGCAGGAAGGACGACAGCGCGUCGGCCCCCUCAGAGGAGAAGUUGUACUUGCGCCGGAGAAUGGACGGCAGGUUCCAGUAGGACAGCUCGCUGAUGUGACGGAGGCGGAUGCGCCCCGUGCCGUCACGGCCCUCCCUCUGCAGGUACCGGUGGGCCUUGUUGCCCUGGCACAGCUUGUCGGGGAAGUGUCCGAGUAGCUCCUCGCAGAGGGCGAGGUGGUCCUCGUCGCGGAGGAUCUCCUUGUCCUGGGCGUCGACGGGGUGGGGCUCGUUGCACUUGGGGUCGAACAGGUAGUCGCCCGUGCACAGCUCGAAGAUCAUGCACGCCAGAGACCAAAUGUCCGCAGACGGGCCGUAGCCGAUGCCCAAAAUCACCUGCAGGCAACGGACGGAGAGAGGGGAUACACGCAUGUGGCUGUGGCGUGUGGCUAUCGCGUCCAUCUCUCUCCCUCACCUCUGGCGAUCUGUAUUGUCUGGUUUGGAUGUCCUCCGAGAAGUGUUGGUUGAUCCAGCAUGCGUUGCCGAGGUCGACGAUCUUGUACUCGGCGUCGUGCCGCUCGAAGAUCUCGGCGCUGCUGGGCUUGAUGAGCGACGCCAGCCGCUGAUGCCACUCCUCCUCCGUCAGCCCAGGCGCCACCUCAAACCGCCCCGAGCGGAGGUAGGACGACACGCGGGGCCCGCCCACAUGCAGCCCCUGCUGGCCCACCAGUGGGUGGCCAUACUCGUCCACACCCACAUUCAGAAACUCCUCGGGAAUCUCCUCGCCCUGCCCGCCACCUUGGCCGGUGCCCGACGUGGCCGGCCUGUAGCUGUCGACCAUCUCCUUCUCAUGUCGGUCGAAGGCCUUGUCCCGGACACGCCUCCCCAGGGCCGAGAAGUAGUUGUACAGCCGCCGCUCCUUCUGGAUGACCGCCUCACGGCUGCUCAUGUAGCUGCUCAGCAGGGACGGGUCGCUCGCACUCGGCUUGAGCUGGUGCUCCACAAACGGAGGGUGGCCCACGGGCGGCACCAAAUCCCUGCUCGAUGCCGAAGGGGCCACGCCAGACGAUGCAGCGGCAGCGGCAGCGGCAGCGGCAGCGACAGCAGCACCGCCGUGGCCCGGGCGAGAGGGAGCCUUGGCAGAUGAGGACGCCUCGGACGGCUGCUGUGGUUGCUGGUGCUGGGGCUGCUGCUUGGAUGGCUUGCUCGCCGGCUUGGGUGCGGGUUGGGGCUUGUCACUCGCUGCCGCGGAUGCCGCUGCUGCUGCCGCCGCCACAGGUGCAGGCUGGUCGUCGGCCGGUGCUGGUGCUGGUGCUGGUGCUGAUGGCUCAGAGGGCGGCUGUGCGUCGGGGUUUGCCGCCACCUGUGGUGUGUCGUGUUUCCCCCCCUUCUUUUUCUUCUUUUUCUUGUUUUUCUUCUUCUUGGCCUUCUGCGGCGUGUUGUCCUCGGCCGUGGGGGGCGCGCUGCCCGUCUUGGAGGGCGUGCUCUCCACACCACCACCACCACCAGGGCCCUCCUCCUCGUCAUCGUCGUCAUCACCGUCGUCAUCCUGAUCGCCAUCCUCCCUCUCACACGGAACCGUCGAAGACCCAACAGCUGCUGCUGCAGCAGGUGGGCCACCACCUUCCCCGCCAGCCUCGCCAGCUUCGCCGUCCUCAUCGUUGUGCUCCUCGUCCUCCUGGAUGGUGGCGAGGCUCUGCUGAUCCUUGCCCUGCUCGGCCUUGGCGAUCUGCUUGCGGAUCUUCUUGCGCUGCUUCUUGCGGGCAUUCUUGGUCAGACCGGAGUCAUGCUCGUAGGUCGCCUGCAGACGCUCUGUGAGGGUGCGCUCGGCCUUGGGGGACGGGACGGCGUGCCGGGGGCGACACACGGGCAGCUGCAGCUGAGGGAUCGACACUAAGACGUUCUCGGGCUUCAGAUCUGACACACAGACAGGCAGGGAGAGGCAGAGAGGGAGACGACAUGUGUGGAGUGAGUGGGUGAGCGGGUGGAUGGAUGAGUGUGUCCGUGUGUGUCUGACGAUUGACGUGUGUGCGCACCGGUGUGAAUGAUGCCGCAUUCUCUGUGGAGGUAGUCCAGCCCCAGCAACACAUGGGUAGCGAUCUUACGCACAAGGCGAAUCGGAAUGCCUGAACACACACAACACACACACACACAACACACACACACACACACAACACACACACACAACACACACACACAACACACACACGUGGAUAAGUCCGCCGACACUCACUUCCCCCAUAUGUCUGUCUGUCUGACGACGUACCUUUGAAGUUGUACUUCUUGAUGAGUGUGAGCAGGUUGGGCCCCAUGACUUCAAACACCAUGCACACGUGCACCCCAUUGGGCCCCCUAUGGCGGAAAUCGCCCUCGAAGCGCACCACCCCGGUCGGCCGUCGCUCAGGGCGGGGCGCGAUGCUGUCGGGCGAGUCGGUGAGGUGCCUCAUCGGACGGGUGGGCGACGGCGAGGGUGAGGUGGAGGGGUAUGAGAGCGACUCCUGCGGCACACUGGGGAGAUCGAGGUCGGGGAUCUGCGCCCUGAGGCUGUCGAAGUACUCGACCCAUGGCGGCUUGUCCUCCUGCUCCAGCACGCGCUUGAGCAGCUUGAUCUCGUCCUCGGCGGCCUCGGUGUAGUGGGUGGCGGACUUCUGGAACUUGAGGGCCACGAAGCGCGGCUUGUUGGGCCCGUGGUGGUCGCUGGCCAGCCAGACGGUGCUGAAGUGACCCCAUCCGAGCUUCUGCUCGAUGAAGUACCGCUUCUGGUAGACCUCUCCCAGCUGCACCACGUGGUAGCCGCCCGGCUUGUACCCGUCGGCUCCCUCACUGUCGCUCUGGCUGUAGUCGUCGUCCUCUACUUCACUGCCGUAGGCCUCCUCCUCCUCCUGAGGGACUCGUGCGACACACACACCACAAUCACAUCAUCACAAUCACAUCCCACAUCACAUCACAUGCCCAAGACACACUGUGUCGUGUCGUGUGCUGCUCUGGUCAGGUGUGCUCUGCUCACCCCAUCGUCGUCAUCGUCGUCGUCGUCGGCUUCGUCGUCAUUGAUGAGGAGCUGCUGACCGCCGGGGAAGCCACCAAACUGACCAGAGGUAUCGCCUAUGGUGGGGAAGACGUCAUAGCCAGGGGUGAGGCCGCCGUGAGCAGCGGGGAAGUAGGCGCCCAGGCCGCCUGCCUGCACCGCCAUGUUGCCAGGUGAGGAGGAGGGCGGCAGGUCGCCGAGGUCAUCCUCGAUGUCCUCGAUGUAGUCGGUCACGCCUCCGUUGUGAUUGUGACUCAUCCUCGAUAAACCAUCACCCAAGCUGGUGCUAUACUGAAGCCUGCUCUAAGGACAGACAGCUCGAUGCCCAACGAGCACAACAGGACCGCAGCGGACCGAAGAUGUGCUGGAUGAGGGGAACUUCAGCCAGCUGCUUCAGCCUCUAGGCGGAUGCGAUGGCCCUGACAUGCGAUUACCGCAGAAGCUCC